CCGUGAUCGUCAUUCGAACCGGCGUGCUACGUUUUUGUGGCAAUGUUCACGCCAAAGAAAAAUGUCAAAGAAGGCUCAAAGAGCGAGAAAAUGAUCCACGAGGCAAAUAUAUCAACCUUAAGAUUUUAUAGGAUCUCGGUACUGUCCACCCUAGCUAUCUACUCUUCCGUCACAUUCUUAUUCCUCUGGUCCUCGUUCACCACGCGCUAUGUCAUCCUGGCCUCAGUCUCCUUCGCCAUCUGUCUGGCCGCCUACAAGUUCAUGUCUCACAUGGCUUCACCGACUUUUGGGGAGAAUGACCGUGGCGUGGUCCAACUACAAGAUGCUGGCUUGGAUUUGAAUAUCGGAACUGGAGGAAUAGCAGAACACGCCAAAGAUGUUAUCAUCAUGUGUUGUGCCGUGCUCCUGUUGAGCUUACUACACCGAUACUUUUGGUUCCUGAUGCUCGUGAUCCCAUUCCGACUACUACAUCUGCUCUGGGUCAAUAUUUUGGCCCCGUGGAUUUUCGAUCCCAACCAAGAACCACAAGUGAACGAGAAAAAACAACAGAAAUUAGAACGCAAAAUGCGUCGAAUUGGCCAUCUGACUCAGGGUGGCAGACGAUAGCUUACUCUCAAGCUUUUGUAUAGCAACUCUUGUCGUCGAUCCAGCGCGCUACCUAUUCCUGAUUGCCAAGUGACUCGUUUUUUGUCCUCAUCCUCUGACUUUUUUUCAAUGGAAUACCUCGUGUACAGUGAGUGGCCUACUGCUCUGCUUGUUUCUAAAUGUCCGAUGUUCUUCAACAGGAUAUCUGCCCAUAGGCUACACUUACUUUUGUUUGUUACACAUGCUCCUCCGUUUCUCUCUUUCGGUAUUGUCUGCAAAACAAUCCAUUAUUUUCAUUUGAAAAUGAUCCCUUGGGCACAAACGCUUCUGGUGGGAUAUACUUG
This is a messenger RNA of Opisthorchis viverrini, 929 nucleotides long. RefSeq lists its product as hypothetical. Bases 43 to 606 code for a protein of 187 amino acids. The record is from RefSeq and is a predicted model, not a curated record. The transcript has 4 exons. Gene Ontology annotation, biological process: vacuolar protein processing. Gene Ontology annotation, cellular component: intracellular membrane-bounded organelle. NCBI's taxonomy places the organism in Eukaryota, Metazoa, Platyhelminthes, Trematoda, Opisthorchiida, Opisthorchiidae.